AUGGGAUUACUAACCUUCAAUGGCCUCAAAGCUAGGCAGCGUCUGAUUGCGACUGCUUUUCGAUCCCAGCACCGUGCUUUCCACGCUGCUGUCAUUGGUGGUGGCAUCACCGGCCUCACGUCGGCCUUCCACCUGUCGCGAAAUUCCAAAUGCUCUAGCGUCACAAUAUACGAGAAAUCCCCUCGGCUUGGUGGUUGGAUGCGAUCUGAGCGAGUUCCAGUUAAAGGAGGCGAUGUGUUAUUCGAAUACGGUCCUCGCACGAUAAGAUGCUCCAAUUCUCUCUUACCUACUUGGUUGAUGGCUGAACAAGUAGGUCUAGCAAAUGAAGCAGUCUGGACCCCAAAGAACAGUCCUGCCGCAGCCAAUCGUUUCAUCUAUUACCCGGAUCAUCUUGUCCGCCUUCCAAGCCCACGUCCCGGUGUCUCAUUCGCGAGUAACAUAAAAAAUGCCAUCCAAACGUUCUUAAAUGAACCUCUAUUCAAUACACUCAUACCGGCCAUUCUUUUUGAGAGCUUCAAACCCCCACGAGGAAUCGAUCAAUGGCAGAAGGAUGAGUCUAUCGCAGAUUUCAUCUCCCGCCGUUUCACUCCAGAAGUCGCAGACAAUCUUGUCUCGGCUGGUAUGCAUGGAAUUUACGCGGGAGAUAUCGAUAAAUUGAGCGCCCAGGCUCUUCUUGGUCCUCUACGCAACAUGGAAGCUACUGGAAUCAUAUCUAGCCUCUUCACCAAUAUGUUCUCCAGGAACCAGAACAUACUUUGUGAUGAUUAUAUUGCCGGGCGAGAAAGUUGGGUUCAAUAUUCGAGACACAACGAAGCGACUAGAGUGAAGUACAGGGGGCAGCAAUCGACCACUCUUACCUUCAAACAAGGGACACAGCAGCUUGUGGACGCGAUCGCCGCUGAUCUAGCAAAGUCAACAAAGGUCACAAUUGAAACAAGUUCAGACGUCCAGAGUAUGAGCCCACCAGCAGGUCAUGAUCAAAUUUGCAUUACUUCUCGCCAGAACGGGGGGGAUAUCAGUCGCAGGAACUAUGACCGGGUCAUUGCUUCGCUCCCAGCGCCUGCAUUGACCAAGAUCCUAGAGUCAACGAACACAAAUCACCCAGGCAACUCUCCCCUCGAGACCAUCAGAAAACUCAAGCUACAUAACUAUGCCACCACUGUCAUGGUUGUCAAUCUUUAUUAUGACAAGCCCGUACUUCCCAUCGAGGGCUUUGGGUAUCUGAUCCCUCGCUCAGUUCCAUUUGAUCAAAAUCCAGAAUGCGGACUGGGAGUUCUUUUCGCAUCUGCUUCUAGCUGGGGUGUGCCCACCUCCGGUGAUCAAUUUAUCUCGCAGGAUAAUGCGCCGGGAACUAAGCUUACAGUAAUGCUCGGUGGCCACUAUUGGGACGAUUGGAAAGAUUCCGAUUACCCCGAUCAUGACUCUGCCGUGAAGAUGGCCUGCGCAUUACUGGAGCGCCAUAUUGGAAUCAAAGCCACCCCCAGCGUUACAAGAAGCAGUCUUCAAAAGAACGCCAUCCCUCAAUACACCGUUGGGCACAUUGACCGCAAUUUUGAAUUGUCUAAAUCAGUGAAGAAGGAAUUCAACAAGCGGCUUGUACUCGCAGGAAACUGGUAUACCGGAGUUGGUGUCAAUGACUGCGUCCGGCAAGGUAUUCUUGCUGCAUCAGUUGGGAUUGGCCAGCAACAGAUUGAGCAUGUUGUGGACGAGAACCUUCCGUACGGGGGCCACAACAUUUCUGAGUGGGACAUGGACAUGGAGGGCGGCAUUCCCACGGCAUCAUCACAGUAUACACAAGUUUCCCGGCCCUAG
Messenger RNA from Penicillium pulvis, 1812 nucleotides. RefSeq names its product oxygen-dependent protoporphyrinogen oxidase (gene hem14). Lineage: Eukaryota; Fungi; Ascomycota; Eurotiomycetes; Eurotiales; Aspergillaceae. The record is from RefSeq and is a predicted model, not a curated record. Gene Ontology annotation, biological process: heme biosynthetic process. The transcript has 3 exons. Gene Ontology annotation, cellular component: mitochondrial inner membrane. Bases 1 to 1812 code for a protein of 603 amino acids. Gene Ontology annotation, molecular function: protoporphyrinogen oxidase activity, oxygen as acceptor.